UUUGUGGCUCUGUUGGUUUGUUCCCUCUCCAGACAGAGGGAGAGACCAAACCAGUACAACACCUCCUGAAAACAUAUGUGGAAUGGUCUAACAUUACAAAAAUUUGUCACGAGGGAAGUUGCAAAAGAUCACAUUCAUGUUCUGAGAAACCAGCAGAAAAGAACCCAAUGGAAUGAACCACAAAAUUUCUACAUGCCUGCUAAUCAGCUUACCAGCACUCUGAGGAUACCAGAACUGUUCUCACCAAUUCUUUUCUCAUCAGAAGAAGCACAUGACCAAAAUGAAUGAGGUAGAACUCAACUACACAGAAUAUCCAGACUAUUCAUUUGAUUAUGAUCAAAUUCCAACACCAUGUGACAAGGGGGAAGUCAGAAACUUCACAAAAGUAUUUUUGCCAAUAGCAUACUCAAUUAUAUGUGUCUUAGGCUUAGUGGGUAACAUCUUUGUAGUAAUGACCUUUGCUUUAUAUAAAAAACCCAAGUCUAUGACAGAUAUAUACCUCUUCAACAUGGCCAUAGCAGACAUAUUGUUUGUUCUCACUCUUCCAUUCUGGGCAGUAAAUUAUGCUGCUGAAAAAUGGAUCUUUGGUGACUUCAUAUGCAAAAUUACCAGAGGUAUUUAUGCAAUCAACUUCAAUUGUGGUAUGCUACUCUUGGCCUUUAUCAGUAUGGACCGAUACAUUGCUAUUGUACAGGCAACAAAGUCAUUUAAACUUCGGGCUAGAAUGCUAGCAUACAGUAGACUGAUCUGUUUGACUGUAUGGAUAUCGUCAAUUUUAAUUUCCAGUUCCACUUUCAUAUUCAGUCAAAGCUACAGUCACUCCGUCAAUGAAACAGAAGAGAUUUGUGAACACAGAUCCAAUACAGAGACAAAAGGCACUACUUUGAAAUUAUUGCUGCUGGGUAUGCAACUUCUAUUUGGAUUUUUUAUCCCUCUGCUGUUUAUGGUAUUUUGCUAUGCAUUCAUUGUCAAAAGCUUGGUGAAAGCUCAGAAUUCCAAAAGAAACAAAGCAAUAUGUCUGCUUGUAUUAAUUGUGAUUGUUUUCCUGGUUUGCCAGGUACCAUAUAACAUGGUUCUUCUUGUGCCUGCCAUAAAUAUGGGUAAAUUGAAUAAACUGUGUGAUAGUGAAAAGCAAAUAGCCUUUGCAAAGUACAUUACAGAAGUCCUGGCCUUCUUCCAUUGUUGUUUGAACCCAGUGCUCUACGCUUUUAUUGGGGUGAAAUUUAGAAGUUACUUUCUGAAUAUCAUGAACGAUCUGUGGUACCUGAGAUACAAGAAAUACAAGACCAAGAGUUCAAGGAUAAAUUCUGAUACCUAUCACUCAAGGCAGACAAGUGAAAUUAUGAGUGGCAAUGUGUCAUCCUUUACUAUGUAAUAUAACUUCAACAUUAUUACGGAGGAGCUUUGAUUAUAUUCAUCCACCAAUCCAAACCAAUCUCAUUAUUCAUGUCACAGCUAGUGAUUUGACUUUCUGACACCCUAAAUAGUAUUUCCUAUGAUCUACAGCUCCCUCCAUCAAAACAAUUAACAUAAACAGAAGAAUGACACCACUAUGGAAAACUCGUAUUAAUCACUGUCUAGCUAAUGUUUAUGCUGUUUUCAAAUACAGGCACUUAAAAUUCUCCAGAGAGCUAAAUUUAUCAAGCAACUGCCUUCAUUCUAAUGAAAAAUUGCAAGUUUGAUUUGAACAUUGCCUUGGUAUUUUGGUUUUAAAACAGGGCUCAAGUCAGUUAUCUCGUAUCAUAACCAUUUUGAUAGAAUAACAAUUUUAAAAGAAUCAGAGAGGCAAAUUCAUGACCAGCCCAACUCCAUUUAUACUUAUGUUAUUAUUAAUUAUUUAUAUUGCAGUAGAGUCUUGAGGUCUUGACUAAGACUGGGACCCCUUUGUGCUAGCAUGGUGUAUACACAUAGUAACAGUCUGUCCCUGCACCAGUGGGGCCAAGAUAGAUAGAGAAUGGGAAGGGACGUGCUCAAGGUCACAUAACAUGUCUGUGGUAGAAUGGUCUCCUGAGUCCCCAUGCAGUCCACUGCCCUAACUACUGACUGCUGCCUCCCUCUAUAGUUGUGCCUUGUUAUGUCAGCACUGAAUUAUCCAGAGCCAGGGCUACUGAAGGGAAUAGUAUGGGGUUUUUUUAAAUACACGCUGAAAGGUUUUGUAACAUCUCCUCAGUUUUUAUCAUCUGUGGAACAGAAAAUCAGGUUUACUUGAGAAGAGAUAUUUUCCUGAUUUGGCAGUGGAAUUUCAGGUUGUAGACUCCUCUGAAACUGACCAUUUUGUAAAUUUGUCCUUGAGAAAGAAAAAUAUUCAGAGUGGUGUUUUGGCCUAUUUGCUUUAUUAAAUGAAAUUUUAAAUUCACGUGAGUGAUUUCUGUUUUUCAUUGAAGAUGGCCUAAGAGGGCAGUAUUUGGCUCACAUGAUACUCUAUUUUAUUUUAUUGGACAAACAUGGAGAAAAAUCCUGAAGUCUUUUCUCAGUACGUAUUAGGCAUUAAAAUUCCUGUUAGGCUCAAUUGUGCUACCUGCUAAACUGAUGCAAAUCUGGAGUAACUCCACAGACUUCAGAAAUUGAUAUGACUGAGAGCAGAAUUUGGCUCAUUGACUGCCAUGUAACUCAGAGUUAAUACUGAGUAAGGACUUCAGUAUUUGACCCGUUAUGAAUAAACCUUGAAUACUUAUACAAUAAACUAUAAGAAUUAUUAGUCAGUGCUGGAGGCAUACAGUACAGCGUAAUCAUAAUUCAGCAUUAAACUGGGAUACAUCUGUUAUGCAAUUUAGCUAUUUCUCACAUUUUAUAUUGACACAAGAUUUCAACAAUAAAGAUUCAGGAUGGAACUUAACUGAUUUUUUAAAUUAUGCACAACACUCAGAAAAAUAUGUAAAUAGCACAGCUACCUUAAAACGGUUGUUACAGUUUCUUUGAUACUUCUGUUUAGUUAAUUAAAAGUUCUGUUUGCUGUGGGAGCUCAUAAAAUUGCAACAGAGGUCAGAAGAGAACCAGAGAAGAAGUCCCAUUCCUUCAUAAACGGUUUGGUAGGAGAAUAUUCUAGACAGGAGCUUGGAAUCUUUGAGGGAAUGAUUUUGGUUCUGAAGUUACUAGCAGGCAAUCAAUUUCAGUCUGAAAUGGAGGGUGGAGGGAAAAGUGUAGAAAGGAGCAAAAGCAGCUGCUUUGCUUCACUCUCUACAAGCACAGCUCCUUUGCAGAACAGCUGAAAUGUGAGGAAGUGACUAGCUAGAUCCCAAUAGAUGUCUGGGGAAUAGUUUCUGCAUGUGGACUGUUCCCUUCUCAGAUCAGUAUAAGUUUUGGCUUUGGCAGAGUAACUACCCUUGCGUGAUUUUAACUGGCUGAGGAAGGUGGAAGCAGAUUGGAGCCAGCAGAGUGCCUGCCAAUGGCAGCAUGAGAGGGCCAAGAGCUGGUGCUGAUGGGGUACUGAGGGAGAACACAGAUGGGACAUGCUACAUGGGGACUGUUCUCAUUGGAGAAAUUCAUCAAUGUUUGUAAAUUAGUUUGAGAUUUUCAGAUAUAAAAGUUAAGUCUAUUUUUUUUUACUCGCUUCAAAUUUGGAAAUUAAAUAUGGCUUUUAUUGUUAAUUAACUGUAAAUUAUACAAACAUGAUACAAAAAUACAUAUAUUUAUUCAUAUAUAGCAAAGCAUUCUUACUAGUAGAAAUUCCAGCAAAUAAAACUUUGAUAACUGAUUGGCAGAAAAAUAAUACAGUUCUGUCUUCAUUAUCCUAACAUUAAAUAGCUGAAACAGGGUCACUUGAUUAUAUUGAAAAUUCCUUAUUCAUCUUAAAAACUCUAUUAUACAGCCUAUUCAAUGUUUCCUCCUUCCCCUAUCAUUAGAUACAAGACUUUUAACUGUAUUUUGCUGUUUAUAGUAGAAAAUACCAUUUAAAAUGUGUUUAAUAUUACUUCUAUGGCUUUUGCAAAUGAACGUGGAACUGUAACAGAUUUCCUAGGUAGUGUUUGGAAAACCUGUAUAAAUAAGAUAUGCUUAUUAUAGUUUAUAUUCUGUGUAUAUUA
This is a messenger RNA of Mauremys mutica (yellowpond turtle), 4022 nucleotides long. RefSeq names its product C-C chemokine receptor type 6-like. Bases 272 to 1375 code for a protein of 367 amino acids. NCBI's taxonomy places the organism in Eukaryota, Metazoa, Chordata, Testudines, Geoemydidae. Gene Ontology annotation, molecular function: chemokine receptor activity. Gene Ontology annotation, cellular component: membrane. The record is from RefSeq and is a predicted model, not a curated record. Gene Ontology annotation, biological process: positive regulation of dendritic cell chemotaxis; G protein-coupled receptor signaling pathway; thymocyte migration. The transcript has 4 exons.